Molecule: messenger RNA, 1284 nt
Organism: Thrips palmi
Lineage: Eukaryota; Metazoa; Arthropoda; Insecta; Thysanoptera; Thripidae
Exons: 3
Coding region: 175-1215 (346 amino acids)
Source: RefSeq, a predicted model, not a curated record
GACACGUCGUCUGCACAACGCGGCGAAAACAAACAUCUAACAGUUGACUGCCGAUGUUCUUAUCUAUCUAGUCGACACCACCAGCAAGAACACAUUUUCCUACUUGCCGGUGUUUAUUUUUAUGUCAUGCAACAAUGAGCCACCAAUAAGUAGCUUUGAAGGAAAUAAAUUAUCAUGUCCUCUGGAAGUUCAGAUGGCAAUGGCUCUCUUCGGAGAUCAAAACGCAAUCAGAAGAUGGAGCCCGAAUAUGAACCAUUUGACAAUCCAGAGCUGACACUUAAGAAGGCAACACCAAAGAGAGUGACACCGAAGACGGCGACACUGAAGAAGCAUGAUCGAGGAACUGCCAGAGUGGGAAGUGACUUGAAUGGCCACACUAAAAGGAAACAAGAAUUGGAAUCGGAAAGACACAUGAGAAGGCAUAUCAGUCCCUUAAUUGGAUUUGAACAUUUAGAUAACCAAGCUAAUGGACAAACUGAUACGCCAAAAAUUAGGGAUGGUUCCAUAGAAAAUACCUAUACAUCGUCAAAGCGUCCUUUCACUGAGUCAGAGACUCUGAGGAAUAAUCGUCAAACUAGAUCUUCAAAUUCCAAACCAAACUUAAUUGCAUUCUUAACUCCAGUAUUCUUACUCUCUCUGUACGUCUUGAUUUGUAUGUUUUCAAAGGGAGAUACAAGUCAUAACUUGAAAAGUUUGUUUCCUCAGCAGUCUGAUAGGCUUUGGGGUUUUGUAUCCCAUGGCAUGGAUGACUCAAAUCCCUUUGUCUUGCUACUAGUUCACAGUGGUCAGCCUGAGUUGGCUAACUGCCUUGGAAGGCACAUUGCAAAAAAGGUUGUCUGGGGAAGGACUAAACAAUCCACAGAUCCGAUAAUUGUGGAGGGAAGAAAUGAACAUUCUAAUCUGCUACUAACUCUUAAGCCACAAAUGGAGAAACAUCAUGCUCUCGUUCUACAGAAUAUUGAAUAUUUGGAUGGAGAUGUGGCUAAUAAGCUUCACUUCAUUCUUGAUACAUAUGAGCCUUGGAUUCCAGGCGGUGUCUAUGUACUCACAUUGCAUGUACCCAAUAUUAAGGAUAAUUUGAGCGAAAGUUUCAGCACUAUUCGAACAUUCUUACAAAAGAAAUGGCGUUUAAAUGAUGAUGUCUUAGACCCUUUAAUUGCUAGAAUAUGUAAUUUCGAAUAUGUUGUCAAGAAUGACUUAAAUCCAUGCAAGUAAAACUUGUAAGUCCUGAACAUUUUAGUGCAAUGAAAUAAAUCUAAUUCCAACGUUUCGAUACGUUUUUAA